UGAGCAUGAGUUUCUGUCCAGAACAGUUCUGAACAAAAACUGAUGCUCAUAAGUUUUGUUUUAGUGAGAAAUGAAUCCUUAUUUGACCAGUGUUACAUCAUGCAGGGUUCAUUUGUGAACUCCACCCACUGGGAGUGUUGUGCAUUAUCUGUUGUCAGGAUACUGAGGCCGUCGAUAGAUCAACACAAUCGGUAGACACAUUUUAAUACUUUAAUCUGUAUCUUACACCAUGGAAACAACUGUCAAUAGCAGAGGAUAUACUGGGAAAACGUUUUAUCGUCGGCACUUAAAUCUGACUGAUCUGAAAACAGAAGCUGAAACUGCGGCUUUGGGAAACCAGUACCUUGCAAAAGUUGGACAUCAGAUCAUCCCUCCAUACCCGCGACCAGAAUUCCAUGUAUCUCAUCUAAAACAUGAGACCGGCGGUGACGGGUUGACUGGCAUCAGGUCUGACAGUGGUUUCCGGGCUUUCCCAAACAAAGACCAUGAGGACCUGGUGUGGUGGAGUCUGUAUGUGACACCUGAGGACAUCCAGUCAGCUGAGAGGAGGCUGCUGGAUAAACAGUGCCCAGAGAGGACAGAAGAGCAGGCCCAGAUGCAGCAGCCUUUCUUAGGGAAGUUUGCCAGCUCUCCUGCCUUCCUGGAGUCCUCCAGGUUGGGCUCAUAUCGCUUCAUCUUCCCCUUGGAUGAAGUCCUGGACACUUACAGAGAACAGUUUUGCAGUGGGAAAAAUCCUAUGAUGAGGGUUUGGAGUACCACGCUGUACAAACAGGAAGUGAUGUAUGCAGUGCUGGUUCACAGUCCAGCCAAUGAGCAGCUGUUCUCUGAGUAUCCUCUGCUGACUGACGAACCGGACUCUAUCUGUGCCUUCAGAGAUGGAUGCUUUAUCUGGAGGCCAGAGGCCAUGUGUGAAACACACAGAUUUGAGCUGAUUGAGAAAUGUGGUGAUAAUCAGAUGGAAGCUGUGGAGCCAGAGGGGCGGCACGAGUUUUAUGUUUGGGAUCACGUUGCUAUCGCCCUACAUGUGACGGAUGAAGCAGUGCUGACAUUUGAUUCUGACCAUCUGAGAGCAAACCUCCGGUUCUGUGAGAUGGGAGACGUUGUCAUCAAACGUUCACAAUAUUCUAGACGUUCUGAAAACUUUGAUUCUUAUGAGGAAGCUCAGGCUCGUGUCACGAAUUUGUGGCCACUGGAGCGUUCACCAAGGGUUCAAUGAAAAAGCAGAGGUUAGAAUUAAUUCUAGAUUU
Messenger RNA from Sphaeramia orbicularis (orbiculate cardinalfish), 1247 nucleotides. RefSeq lists its product as uncharacterized. Lineage: Eukaryota; Metazoa; Chordata; Actinopteri; Kurtiformes; Apogonidae. The record is from RefSeq and is a predicted model, not a curated record. Bases 230 to 1216 code for a protein of 328 amino acids. The transcript is spliced from 4 exons.